Molecule: messenger RNA, 606 nt
Organism: Labrus mixtus (cuckoo wrasse)
Lineage: Eukaryota; Metazoa; Chordata; Actinopteri; Labriformes; Labridae
Product: hemoglobin subunit beta-2
Exons: 3
Coding region: 67-510 (147 amino acids)
Biological process (GO): oxygen transport; hydrogen peroxide catabolic process
Cellular component (GO): hemoglobin complex; haptoglobin-hemoglobin complex; blood microparticle
Molecular function (GO): oxygen carrier activity; organic acid binding; heme binding
Source: RefSeq, a predicted model, not a curated record
AGUUGCGGCUGAUGUCAGAGAGAGCAGGAUCUACUGACCCACACAGAGAACUCCAAAGCCGACAUCAUGGUUGAAUGGACAGACUUCGAGCGUGCCACCAUCAUGGACAUCUUUGCUAAGAUGGACUAUGAGGUCGUGGGCCCCAGAGCUCUUUCCAGGUGUUUGGUCGUCUAUCCUUGGACUCAGCGGUACUUUGGAAACUUCGGUAACCUCUACAACGCUUCUGCUAUCAUUGCAAACCCAUUGGUUGCAAAACAUGGGACAACAAUCCUGCACGGUAUGGACAGAGCCAUGAAGAACAUGGACAACAUCAAGGAGACCUACGCCGAGCUGAGCGUGCUGCACUCCGAGAAGCUGCACGUGGACCCCGACAACUUCAAGCUGCUGUCUGACUGCCUCACCAUCGUGGUUGCUGCUCAGUGGGGCAAGGAAUUCACUGGUGAGGUCCAGGCUGCGUUCCAGAAGUUUCUAGCUGUGGUGGUCACCUCUCUGGGCAGACAGUACCACUAGAGAGCUGCGACGGAAGACCGACUCAUGUGGAGCUUUUAUGGAGAACCUUUUUGUUUUUGUCUCAAAAACAAAUAAAACAACAAGCAAAUUCAACAA